UUUGCCAGGAAAGGCAAAACCCCCCGUCGACUCCCUCCCAAAAAAACAGCCAGCCAGAAAGACCCAGUUGGCGUUUACUGUCGUGUGCGACCCCUUGGUGGAGAAGACGAGGAAUGUUGUAUCGAAGUGAUCAGCAGCAACACCAUCCAGCUGCAUGCACCCGAAGGCUUCAAAACCAGCCGCAAUGGAGAAUACAAAGAGACACAGUACUCCUUCAAGAAAGUCUUCGGAGUAUCAGUAUCUCAAAUUGAGCUGUUUGAGAGUGUUGCCAAACCUCUUGUUGAUGACCUCAUCCAUGGAAGAAAUGGCCUUCUCUUUACAUAUGGGGUAACAGGAAGUGGGAAGACUUUCACUAUGACCGGAUCUCCAGGCCUUGGUGGACUUCUUCCUCGCUCUCUUGACAUGCUCUUCAACAGCAUCGGGGACUUCCAGGCCAAGAGAUAUGUAUUUAAGUCAGAUGACAGAAAUGGCAUCGAGGUCCAGAAUGACGUCGAUGCCCUCUUGGACCGUCAAAGGCGAGAUAAUGCGUGUCUUCCCAAAUUGUCCUCAUCCAGACAGAAGCUCGAUCCCGAGAUUGCUGACAUGAUUAAGAUGGCGGAAGCCUGUAAAGCCGACGACGUGGAUGAGGACAGCAGCUACAGCGUCUUUGUGUCCUACAUUGAAAUCUACAACAAUUACAUCUAUGAUCUUCUGGAGGAAAACACGGAAGAUGCAAUCAGGCCCAAGUGGAAUGCUGGAGGCACACCUGUGCGUCAGAACACUGAGUUCAUACCGCCGCAGUCUAGAAUUCUCCGAGAGGACCAGAACCACAACAUGUAUGUUGCCGGUUGUAUGGAGGUGGAAGUCAAAUCUGCUGAGGAGGCGUUUCAAGUGUUUUGGAAAGGUCAGAAAAAAAGGAAGGUGGCUAACACCCGUCUAAACAGAGAGUCCAGUCGCUCCCACAGUGUUUUCACCAUCAAGCUGGCACAGGCUCCUCUGGAUGCAGAUGGGGACACCAUCCUGCCGAAGAAUCAGGUGACAGUCAGUCAGCUGUGUUUGGUGGACUUGGCAGGGAGCGAGCGAACUGGGAGGACAGGAGCCGAGGGCACUCGUAUACGUGAAGCUGGAAACAUCAAUCAGUCUCUACUUACCCUGCGGACGUGUAUCGAGAUCCUCCGAGAGAACCAGAUGUGUGGCACAAACAGGAUGGUUCCCUACAGAGACUCCAAAGUCACCCACUUAUUCAAGAACUAUUUUGAUGGAGAAGGCAAAGUCAAGAUGAUUGUCUGCGUCAACCCAAAGGCUGGCGAUUACGAAGAAACCUUGCUGGUUAUGCGCUUUGCGGAGAUGACACAGGAAGUGGAAGUAGCACGGCCAAUAGACAGACCCAUCUGUGGCUUUACGCCAGGACGCCGACAUAGAAACCAGGCUUUCAAAGAUGAACUGUCUCGGAAAUUGGAGGAGCGUGGUGGUCCAAUGGACAUAGAUAUCCCCUCAGUUUUGAACCUUGCGAUGCACAGCCUUCCUCCAAUCCCCUCCACUGAGGUCGCAGAUGCUCACGAUGAUAUCACCUUGCCAAGAUUGAUUGAGGCACUGCAGAACAGACACAGGAUCAGACAAACCAUGUUAGAAGAUUACAACAAGUCAGCAAGCACCAUGAUGUCUCUCCUACAACAGCUUGACGGCAAUAUUAAUUCCAAAGAGAACUACAUUCAAGAACAGAACAACAAGCUCUUAGAAAAGGACAAGCACAUCCAAAACAACAAAGCAGAAAUUGACCGGCUGGAGAAAAAAGCAAAGAUGCUUGAACAUAAAAUUGACAUUCUUCAAAAAACGGCCCAAGUCUAUGAGGACGACAAGCGUUCGCUGCAGCAAGAGUUAGAAACCAGAGAGCAAAGGUUGCAAAGAGAGCAAUCUGAGAAGAGGCGCAUGGAGCAGCGCAUGCAAGGGGCCGUCACAGAUACUCAACACAAGUGGGAAAAAGAAUGUGAGCGGCGUGUGAACGCAAUGCAACAGGAGAUGCAGAACAAAUUGUGGGUGAAAGAUGAGAAGCUGAAGCAGCUCAAAGCCAUUGUGACUGAGGGCAAGACCCCAAGUCGCCCUGAGCCACCACCCCGUCGGACUCAACCCAAACCACCUCCCAAGGAGGAGCCUGUCCCCCUGCCCGCAAAGAGAUCUGCCUCACCCUCACCAACGCCUACCUCCACGCCGGUUCGGCCCUUGCACCGACGGUCCCGUUCAGCCGGCGGAGAAAAGUGGGUGGACCACAAGCCGUCCUCCAGCCUGGACUUGGGAACGGUGAUGCAGCCCAUCAUCCCGAAUGCCAUCAAAGUGUCCACCCCCAAUGAGAAGGUGCUGUCCAAGUGCGACCGAUAUGUGCUGACGCAUCAGGAAAUUGCCUCCGAUGGUGAAGUAAAGACCCAACUUAUUAAGGGUGACGUGAUGAAGACCAGAGGAGGAGGCCAGGCUGUCCAAUUCACUGACAUUGAGACAUUGAAGCAACAACUCACAACAAUUGAAUGUCGUAAGAGGAAAUCUUCAGAAGGAGAGGGUGGAGACCAAGAAGUCGCUUUGACCGAUGUAGAGAAAAGGUGUGCUGUUGCUAUGGAGAUGAGGGCUGGCUCCACUAUGGGACCUGGUGUUGAGCAUCAUUGUGUCACCAAGUAA
Molecule: messenger RNA, 2646 nt
Organism: Nerophis lumbriciformis (worm pipefish)
Lineage: Eukaryota; Metazoa; Chordata; Actinopteri; Syngnathiformes; Syngnathidae
Source: RefSeq, a predicted model, not a curated record